GUUGAAUUGGCAAACUUUGUUGCACUAAGAGCCGGUCUCGUGGCUUCUAAAGUCCGAGAUAUGUUCCAGCCAGCGUCUGUUGUGUCCCAGGACACAGCGCCUAGCAGGAAAAAUGAAGAUUCAAAGAAUGAGCUACUGGGCCAGCCUUCGGAGGAAGGAAGCUCUGCAAAGGAAGGGUCUGUAGGAAAUAAUCCAUAUAUCAGCCCCGAGGAAAACGAGUUAGACCAAAAAGGCGAAGAACAUUUUGCCUCACUACUAGCCCAUGGACGAUAUUUUCUAGUGGAGAGCAACGCGUUCGGGAUGCUACGCGAGGGUCUUCGAAAUUUUGUUCACCCACCUUACAAGCAGACUACGCACCUCAGCAGAGCAAUUACAGCUAUGGGGUACUCUGAAAGUUCCGAGCCAGCGCCUGCACUCCAUUUGAACGUUUUGGCAAAGAUCUCUAGGACAGUAAUGUCGCUUCUCUCCAGUCUUGGGCUCAAAGAAAAAGCUAUACAACCAGGAUAUCAGCGCAUAAGGUGGAUGAACGCACACGGUAAAUGGCUUUAUGAUGACUAUAUUGAACAUGACGCAGGCGCCCUUCAUGUCUUGCAAAAUCAUUUGAAUACAUUAAUGUACCAAACAGAGACUUCGACUGAAGGUGACAACGGUCACAGUUCCUCUCAUUCUUCCCGUGUGGGUACUCCCAACCGUAGUUCAGCAGUGGUAAACAGCUCUAACACUGGGGGUAUGCUUGGUGAAUUGCAUGAUGCGUCUGCAGAUGUUGGGAUCGGUAGCGCUAUCCGAGAUGUUGAGCUUGGUGAAUCCCCGCAUCAUACUUUUCAUCUUCUUCUCUGCGAGGAAAUGGGGAGAUAUGGUGUUGAGCUCCAUCAAUUGCCCGUUACACACAUCAUGGAUGAUCGUCAAUUUUUCUGCGCAUUGCAACGGGUCUAUUACGAGCAUAGGGGAAGAUUCAAACCGUUUUGGUCUUUGAGAACAGUUCGCGGUAUCCAUUUUAUGAAGUUUACCUAUGGGGGCCACCGAUAUAUUGAUGUUCGAUGUCAUGAGGAUCUUUGUGAAAAAGAAAAGCCCUGCGAUUGUGUACCACCAGGUAAUCUGGUCCAUCCAAACGGAACAGAAUAUGAAUUCUGCCCGUUACCGCCCAAGUUAUCCCCCCCUUUUGGACCGCGAAUGAUGAUGGACCUAUUUACCUACCCUAAUUGCAUAAAGCCAAGUACGACACUGGUUGUUCAGCAGCUUCCAAAAAGGACCUGUGGAGAGCUUCAGUCUGAGUACAUUGAAAUGAAAGAGGCAUGGGGAAUAUAUUACAAGGAAGAUUGGGACUGGACCAAGAUUUGGUGGAUUCUUGGCGUUGGAUUUUUCCCUCCCAGUUUGAUUUUCAGGGAGCAUUUGGAAUAGCAAGUUGGUGGAUGACAGGAGCUACGAUUGUUGUUGGCAUUGUUGGAACAUGUACAUGGACUUUGAGAUGCUGUCGAAGGCAGCUACAUCAAUUUCUCUCACAACUACCCGUAUCAGUUAUGCAAACCAGCGGGCCCCUCUGUGUGACAAAUUGUCAGGAGGUACGG
Aspergillus alliaceus is the source of this 1565-nucleotide messenger RNA. RefSeq lists its product as uncharacterized. Bases 61 to 1398 code for a protein of 445 amino acids. Lineage: Eukaryota; Fungi; Ascomycota; Eurotiomycetes; Eurotiales; Aspergillaceae. The transcript is spliced from 3 exons. The record is from RefSeq and is a predicted model, not a curated record.